CGGUGCUAGCACUAGGCUACGAUUGGUGAGAAUGUGAACCCUUUUCUAAGUUUAACAGGCUUCCAGGAUUAUUUUUAAGACAAUGCACAGUAGGUAAUCUUAUUUAUUCAGUAUCGUCUCUUUAGCUUCCUGGAUUUUUUUCUCUUUUGUUGUCGUGCCUUGCUGCCGAUGGUUUGGCCCACAAAGCCAGUCAUUGGUGUCCCUGCUGCCAUGACAACCAGGAAAUACUCACGGCCGCCAGAGAGUAGUGUGUGUAAGAGACCGCACAGAAAGCGUGAGUGGGAGACGGCAGAGCUGUGAGACCACCGCACGGGAGCCCAACAGCAGAAGGAGGUCUCACCUUCUAAUUGGAGCACUGUGGCUCUGUUCUCGCCUUACGAACCGCUUCGUGUCCGAUUGGUCGGGUGGCAGAAGAACCGAGACAGACAGACCGGGCUGUGUAAUCUGGCGAAAUGGCUUCUAGCGGGUCUGCAACUCUCCUGCCUCCGGUGAAGAGUGUAACGGUCUACCGGAAUGGGGACCCCUUCCACGCCGGGAGGAGGUUUGUGGUCAACCACCGGCAGCUGGUCACCAUGGAGGCGUUCCUCAACGACGUGACCCAGUGUAUUCAGGCUCCGCUGGCCGUGCGGACCCUGUACACCCCCCGGCAGGGUCACCGGGUCAGAGACCUCCAUGACCUCCAGUCUGGGGCCCAGUAUGUCGCGGCAGGCUUUGAGAAGUUCAAAAAACUGGAUUAUUUUAACACAGGACUGAAGAGGCCGCCUGUGCUCAAAGGAGAGGGCGAUCAGGCGAGGUUACCUCACAGAUCGAAUGUGUCGGCUAAGUGGAGGAAGUACAUACCAAUACCCUGUAUAAUACAUGUUUUCCGCAACGGAGAUCUCCGCUGCCCACCAUUCCGUUUCAUCAUUCCAAGGACCUGGCAGCAUGACCUGGAUCAGAUCCUCGGCCUGGUCACGGAGAAAGCCAGUUUACGCACCGGAGCAGUUCGCAGGUUGUACACCCUGGGCGGGGUGGGAGUGUCCAGUGCAAACGAGCUGGAGAGUGGCCAGUACUACGUGGCUGUGGGUACCGAGAGGUUCAAGAAGCUUCCAUACAUGGAGCUGUUGGUUCCUAAAGCUCCAGAGAGAAAUGCCCCAGGAAAUAGACGAGUGUCAAGAAGACAUGAGGGCAGGAAAGCAGCCAGCGGCCCGGAAGACAGGUACAGUGACUCCGCCCUCCUGGACUCUCCCGAGUCGGAGGGGCGGAGGGUGAAGUCCACGGGGGACGAGGUUGGGGAGGCAGCUCUCCCAGGCCAGGCCAACCAGACAUCAGACAAGGAGGACAGCUCCAUGUUCCACGCCAGACCGGUGAAGGUCCGAGCGAGGAACCGAGCAAAGCCCAGGCCUCCACCAAGGGCUGGAGGAGCCCAGGCCAGCGUGUUCACAGGAGGUGUACAGAGACGGAGGGAGGAGGUGCGGGGGGCUGAGGAGGUGCAGGAGGACAAGAACACAGUAGUAGAACUCCCUGUCGACCAGAAAGAGGCAGAGACAGUUGAUGAUGAGGACUUCGUUGGGAGACAUGUUCCCCAUUCAAAUGGCGGUGAUCAGAGUUUGACCGAAGUUGCAGAGGGUAAGAUAUCGAGUGAAAAAGACCCCUCUCCUUACCCAGAAGGCCUAGGCAAGGAGGAAACCUCAACUGGACGAGUCAGGAACUCACUUGUGAACAGCCCUUCUCCGAUCUACAAAGAGGAUGUCAUGAAUGGGAGCCUCACGUCACAGAGAAAGGUCAAAUCUUUGGAAAAGGAAGUACUCAUUGAGCCCAGUAACUUAAACACAGAUGACAGUAAUCAGGCAAACUCAUCCCUGGAGCACAAUUGGGUGCCCUCCGUCACAGAUCCAAAGCCAUCUGUCUUAGAGCUAAAGGCAGAACCAAGGUCAGACACUCCUCACUUAAAGGCUUCUUCAUCGUCGUUCCAUGCAUCUCAUAGCUCUCAGAGUCUAGAGAAUCAAAAGAAACAGGACAAGACUUUGAUCAGGUUGAACAGCCAGCACGGAAGUCUUUGAACCCCCACCAGACACAGCAAUGGAACAGUCCAGUCCUCUGAACGGAGACCUCGUAACCCCCCGUCAAAGGUUAAUGGAAUGAUCUGGAACUCAGGAUGUGUUUCUAACUGUUGAGGAGUGGAGAUGACAUGAUGUAGAUACUGGUCACUACACGAAUCAUAACGUCAACUGCUAAUGAGCAAAGUAACACUAUCACUAUUAAUUUAGUCUACCAUUUAUUGUUUUAAUUAGCAAACUGAUCAUCCAGAAUGCACUUUUUAGAUUUACAUUUUGUGAAAAUCUGUGGUACUGAAAAUACGUAGUGUAUGUUUCAAAAUGAAUGUAACUGAUGCACAAUGCUUAGCAGCUAACAUAUUGUAAAAUAGGACAAAGUACUUUUGAGAUAAUAAGUGAACAACUUGGACAAGGGUCAAUAACAGAACAAUGAAUGUGAAGUAUUCUGUUUUGUCAAAAUAGACUUUAAUAUCCAAAGGAAAUAUACAACUGGUAAUAUUUCAUACCUUACAAAAUCAACAGCAAUGUCUUAUGGAAUUAGGGUAUUGGGAGUAGGAUCCAACAAUUCAAAAUGCCAUCACUUCUGAAUAAAAA
Molecule: messenger RNA, 2630 nt
Organism: Esox lucius (northern pike)
Lineage: Eukaryota; Metazoa; Chordata; Actinopteri; Esociformes; Esocidae
Gene: dcdc2b
Product: doublecortin domain containing 2B
Exons: 16
Coding region: 453-2042 (529 amino acids)
Biological process (GO): intracellular signal transduction
Cellular component (GO): microtubule; microtubule organizing center
Source: RefSeq, a predicted model, not a curated record